AAGGAAAUUUCCAGUCUUUUUUCUUAAGAAACUUGACUAGUUAAAUUAUUACUUUGCAGUCUUGUUUAUUGACAUUUUAUAUAUUCCACCUACAUUAACUAAUCCAUACACAACACUUCCCACUUCACACACAAUUAACAAAAACACAUCACACACAUCAUAUAUUCCAUUUACAUUAACAAAUACAUACACAGUACUUUUAACUUCACACACAAUUAACAAAAAACACAUCACACGCAUCAUAUAUUCCACCUACAUUAACUAAUACAUACACAGCACUUUCAACUUCACACACAAUUAACAAAAACGCACCAUUAUACACAUAUGUUCCACCUACAUCAACUACAUACACAACGCUUUUCACUUCACACAUAUUUAACAUCUACAAUAACAAAAAUUUUUAAGAUUCUUCUGCACCCAUUUUGACAGAUACACGUACAGAUGGAGUCAUUUUUAAUAAUAAUGCACACGAAAUUCCAUUUCAGGCAAAUACGAGAAGCUGUACAAUGCAUAAUAAUCAACAUGUAAAUUAUGAAACAUCAGCACGGACAAGUGAUAUAAAUAAUCGGUCAAUUAACAUGUUGCACGAACGCAUGGAUCGAAUGGAGGCAGAAUUCAAAAGGACGAAUACUUUACUUCAAAAUAUUUUGAAGUGCGUACAACCGAAUAAUCACGGUGUACCACGAAAGCCUGCAGUUCGCCCAAUAUCAUCUCUAGCCGAAAUGGAUGAUUUCGAAAAUAUGAAUGAAGAUGAAUAUAAUGAUGUCGUGAAUUAUCUUCGUUAUAUAGGCGGCUUUAAUUUAAAAGAGGCAGUAAAUCUGUGUCUAAAAGAAACUUUGAAGGAUACUGUAACACCGUCGUUCACAUGGUGGGGCCGCGAAAAGCGUGAAGGAGCGCAACGGCCAUUAUAUAACGCUCGGUUAAUUAUUGCUAUUUAUGACGCUGUAUGUAAAAACCUGCACUUCCCAAAGCCGACUCGUACGGAGUUUCAAACCCAGGCGAAGGAAGCUCUCCGGGCUGCAAAGGAAAGGGCAAGAACCAAGUUGCAAGGUCCACGUGCACGCAUGCCGGUUCCAAGGAAUCGUAAUUUUUGGAACGACGAGCCCGAACGAGAACAAGAAGAGGAAGCAAAUAACAAUUAAUAAUGUUACAGAUACUCCCCUGGAGACGUUGCUACUCACCCUGCUCACCAACAUAGAGGGAAGAAUGACUAGGUCAUCGCGACGACGUUCACGGAACGAAAGAAGAUACAAUCGACAUUUUUUAAUGCCAACCGGUCUCGGUAGAUGCUAAGCUGUGUGAGAAAGUAUUUUGUCUCAACUCGGAAUGUAACAUUGAUCCAAGCAAUCGUUAUGUCCAAUGACGCCGGUUUACCAAUAAAACAGAUGAAGAGAUUACGCACAUUAUCGAGAAUCACAUCAUGUAAAGCACCAACCGUACAUGGACGUGACUUUUUAGUGUGUGUAUCUUUACGUCUGUUUUAUGAGUGAACCGCGGGUUCUUUUUAGCACUGCAUACACCGAAACUGAUUUCAAAAUUAGGUGUUGCGGUAUAACGUUUACUUGGCUCGAUUUUACGUAUUUAUUUUGGGAUUAAACCUUCCUCGCACAGCUCUAGUGGAGAUCAAUCAAUCGGCACUUUUUAGUGCCAUUUAUAUUGAUUCUACGGGAUCAUCUCGGUUAUCGCAAUUGACACUUUUUAAUAUCUUUUAUUGUUUGCGACAUUAAUAUUUGUAACACUUUUGUAAUAGUAACUUCGGAGCAUAGUAACCGAAGCUUCUUGGAUAGUUAAUAUUUCAAAAAAGUGCUACAACACGUUUUUUUAAAUAUUAUUUUUCCUUUAUGUGAUGUCUUUUUGUACCAAUAUAUUCAAAAGCUGUAUAAUGUGCGAUAAAAGAAGUAUUGAUACAAACAGACAUUACUCUCUGUUCUUACGAAAGUUAAAUUUAAAAUUUUGUGUUUUGUUCUGUUUAGAUUUGCCAAAGAGAGAAAGAUUUAGGACUUUGUGACAGAGGUGCAUCUUUUCACUCAAAAGACCAGAGGAGGAUUAACUUGUAAUAUAAAAUACUUUUAAGUUAAAUUACUAAAUUUUAUUUUACAUUUGGAUUUUUCUUUUAUUUGAUAUAUGUUAUAUUUUGUAAAUGAUAUAUAUAUAUUUA
Molecule: messenger RNA, 2158 nt
Organism: Monomorium pharaonis (pharaoh ant)
Lineage: Eukaryota; Metazoa; Arthropoda; Insecta; Hymenoptera; Formicidae
Exons: 6
Coding region: 507-1142 (211 amino acids)
Source: RefSeq, a predicted model, not a curated record